AUGCCGAUCCCACUCGACAAAAUUCAGGUAGUUGAAGAUGAAAUGGAAAAACUUCAACAUGACGAUCGUCGUCAUCAUGAUGAUCAGCAAAUGACUAUCACACCACCGACGCAAGAUUUCUCUUUUCUAAACAAACCAGCACAAGCCAAACGCACAGUUCAUUACGAUAUCGGACCGAUCGACAGUCAAGAAGAACAACCAUUGAGAUCCAUUCCGAAUGCAGAACAACCGUCAAUUGAUAAUAUUCUUCGUCGACGGUACAUCGCACAUUGGGGCCUACCAGAGUGGCUUGGUGAUAAUCAUUUUCUUUUACAAAAACAUCGACCACCAGCCAAUUCCGUUCGCGAAUGUCUCAUAUCAGUUGCUUCGAUUCAUAGUGAAACAGUUAAUAUUUGGACACACUUGAUCGGUGCAUUAUGCGUAGCGGUGACAUUUACACUCUUUCUCAUUGAAAAUCAUCGUCAAAUGGAUCUGAGUGAUGUCAUAUCAUUCAGUAUUUUCUUCAUAUCAGCGAUCUUAUGCUUAACAUUCUCGACUUUAUUGCAUAUAUUUAUAAAUUAUUCACCAAGCGUUUUAGUCACCGUGUCUAAAUUAGAUUAUAUGGGCAUUAAUAUAUUAAUAUUUGGCUCGAUGGUUCCUGUUCUUCAUUAUUUAUUUUAUUGUUAUUUUCAACUGAAAACUAUCUAUUUAAGUGUACUUCUGGUCCUCUCAAUUGCUUCGAUGAUUGGGACAAGUAGUGCUGCUUGUUCAAAACCGCGUUUUCGUCCAUUUAAAGCAAUUCUAUUUAUUGCACUUGGUCUCUAUGGUGUCGCACCAGCCACCCAUGCUUGUAUUAUUCAUGGGCUACCACGAAUGUUCGAUAUGGGUUUUUUAUAUUUAUGUAUUAUGGCUGUAGCUUAUAUCGGCGGUGGUGUUGCCUAUGCUGUGAGAAUACCAGAACGAUUUUUUCCCGGUCGUUUUGAUAUUGUUGGCCAAAGUCAUCAAAUCUUGCAUGUCGCUGUCAUUGCAGCUGUUUACCUACAUUUCUACGGGAUCUCGUGCCUAUUCCACUAUGUUAUUCGAACAGAGCAAUGUCUAAUGCCAAUUACUUUACAAUUUGGUAUUACAGAUUUAACAAUAUCCUCUUAG
Molecule: messenger RNA, 1128 nt
Organism: Adineta ricciae
Lineage: Eukaryota; Metazoa; Rotifera; Eurotatoria; Adinetida; Adinetidae
Source: the annotation of a GenBank genome assembly